UUAAAGUGUAUUCCGGUAGAAGAGGAGCGAUGGCGAAUCUGUCUUCAGACAAAGGGACCAUCAACAACCCAGCAGACAUCGCCAUCAUUGUUGGAUAUUUCAUCAUGGUUAUUAGUGUCGGCAUUUGGUCCAUGUUUCGGACCAACCGUGGGACAGUUGGAGGGUAUUUCCUGGCAGGGCGCACAAUGACAUGGUGGCCGGUUGGUGCCUCUCUGUUUGCCAGCAACAUUGGUAGCGGUCACUUUGUGGGCUUGGCAGGCACUGGGGCAGCUAGUGGCAUCGCUGUGGGAGGGUUUGAGUGGAAUGCUCUGUUCAUCGUGCUGCUGCUAGGUUGGUUGUUUGUUCCGGUCUACCUCACAGCGGGGGUGAUCACCAUGCCCCAGUACCUGAAGAAGAGAUUUGGAGGGACCAGGAUCAGCCUCUACCUCUCCAUUAUCUCUCUGUUUCUCUACAUUUUCACCAAGAUCUCAGUGGAUAUGUUUUCAGGAGCUGUGUUUAUCCAGCAGGCUUUAGGGUGGAACAUCUAUGUGGCUGUCAUCACCCUUCUGUUAAUAACAGCCUUGUACACUGUUACAGGUGGCUUGGCUGCUCUGAUGUACACCGACACAUUUCAGACAUUUGUCAUUAUUGCCGGGGCCUUCGUCCUCACCGGCUUCUCUUUUGUUAAAGUUGGAGGCUACAGCGCUCUGCUGGCCAAAUACAGCUCUGCUACACCAAGUAACUUCUCCUCCAUGGAUCCCCAGCGCUAUAACAUCUCCCUACACUGCUACACCCCCAGACAGGACGCCUUCAACCUGCUGAGGGACCCAACCACAGGGGACCUGCCCUGGCCGGGAGUGAUAUUUGGGAUUGCUAUAGUGGGAGGCUGGUACUGGUGUACAGACCAGGUGAUAGUCCAGCGGUGCCUUGCAGCUCGUAGUCUGACCCAUGUGAAGGCCGGCUGCAUCAUGUGUGGCUACCUCAAACUGCUGCCAAUGUUCCUCAUGGUGUUCCCUGGCAUGAUCAGCAGGGUCCUCUACCCAGAUGAGGUUGGCUGCGUUGUCCCUGAGCUGUGUAAGAUGGUGUGUGGGACUGAGGUGGGCUGCUCCAACAUUGCUUAUCCUAAACUGGUGGUGUCCAUCAUGCCGAACGGUUUGCGAGGUCUGAUGCUGGCUGUGAUGCUGGCUGCUCUCAUGUCCUCUUUAGCCUCCAUCUUUAACAGCAGCAGCACUCUGUUCACCAUGGACAUCUGGACACGCAUCAGACCACAGGCCACCGAGAGCGAGCUCAUUAUUGUAGGCAGAGUCUGGGUUCUGUGCAUCGUAGCCAUCAGUAUCUGUUGGAUCCCAGUGGUCCAGGCGGCUCAGAGCGGUCAGCUGUUUGAUUACAUCCAGUCAGUCUCAAGCUAUCUGGCUCCGCCUAUCGCCUCAGUCUUCCUCCUGGCUGUGUUUGUGAAGAGGGUCAAUGAAAUGGGUGCGUUCUGGGGCCUGAUAGGCGGCCUGCUGAUGGGUUUGUGCCGGAUGUUGCCUGAGUUCUGGUUCGGUACUGGCAGCUGUAUUUUCCCCUCCAACUGCCCUUACUUGGUGUGUGGGGUCCAUUACCUCCACUUUGGAAUCAUACUCUUCUUCUGUACGUCAGUGCUGGUUCUGGUGGUCAGCUACUGCACAAAGCCCAUAGAGGAUCAACAUCUCCAUCGUCUGGUGUUCAGCCUGCGUCAUUCCAAAGAGGAGAGGAAGGACUUGGACUGGGAGCAGGAAGAUAGAGGGAGAAGAGCCCGGAAAGCGGCUGAGGAGAGGAUAAGGGAGAGUAACAAUAGUGGUCAAGGGGCUCAGGAGGAAGCAAAGUCUGGUAUCUGUCAUCUGGUUCGUCGCUUCUGUGGCGGCGGUGGCUCACAGGCCCCAGAGCAAGACGCACCCGAGGCGCCAGAGAAGCUGCCUGACAUCAGCGAGGACCCGGUGUGGAAGUAUACUGUGGAUGCUAAUGCUCUCAUUAUGAUGACUAUUGCAGUUUUUAUGUGGGGUUACUAUGCUUAACAGUCCUAUUAAUUGUAGUGGAUGUUAAAUUGUGAGUUGGUAUCUUGAUGUGAUGAGGUUUAAUCACUGGUGGGUUGAUCUUCAAAGGACUCAAAUAAAUAAAUACAUUGUUGCCAUCUGUUGGCAAUUAUGUGUCACUGCACUGCAAAUCAUAGGGACGUUUUUCACAAUGAAUAAAGAUUCAAAAUAGGCAGUCAUGCAGAUAUACUCACUUCUCUGUAGAGCACAAUAGGUUGUGAUCCUUCACAGCAUUUCUCCAGUUUUAAGGAGCAUGUGUAAUGUGGUCUAAAAAUGUUUUAUCGGGUUUGAAUGCCAUUACUGUAUAUUGUUACAU
Messenger RNA from Morone saxatilis (striped sea-bass), 2346 nucleotides. RefSeq names its product solute carrier family 5 member 2 (gene slc5a2). Bases 30 to 2012 code for a protein of 660 amino acids. NCBI's taxonomy places the organism in Eukaryota, Metazoa, Chordata, Actinopteri, Moronidae. The transcript has 15 exons. Gene Ontology annotation, biological process: transmembrane transport; sodium ion transport. Gene Ontology annotation, cellular component: plasma membrane. Gene Ontology annotation, molecular function: D-glucose:sodium symporter activity. The record is from RefSeq and is a predicted model, not a curated record.